CCGAGAGCUAAGUAGUAACGCGAGAAUUCAGCCCAACAUUUAGGGAGCUCGCGAGAGUGAGAACAGUUUUAAGUCAAAACAGAAGUGAUGGAUAAAUCAGGAAUGGAUUCCCUUGACUGUCUGGUGUCUGAUGCAGCUGUGGAAGUUGAAAACCAAAGUGACGACUCCUCAUCUGGUAGCAGCUUAUUUAAAACCCAGUGUGUUACUUCCCCACCUAAAAGAAGGCAAAGAAACCCCACUAGAAAAUUUGUUCAUUCACCUGAAAGUGUUACAGAUUCAUCAAGUGAUUCAUCUAUGGAACCAAAACCAUUGACUUUAAAAGCUAUUUUUGAAAGAUUUAAGAAAAAGAAACGAAGAAAGAGGAAGAGAAAGUACAAGCCAAAAUUAAGAACAAAGGAAGAACCAGAAGGAAGAAGAAAAACCAAGAGGUCACAAAUAGAUAAGAAACAAAUUAAAAAUAAAGGAUCUAGACUCCCAUUUUUACAAUCUGAGAAUGAAAGAAAACCAUUACCUUGGAGAAAAAUUUUAGCCUUUGAGCAAGCUGUUGCAAGAGGAUUUUUUAACUACAUUGAAAAAUUGAAGUAUGAACACCACCUUAAGGAAUCCUUGAAGCAAAUGAAUGUUAGUGAAGAUUUGGAAAAAGAAGAUCUUGAUAGUCGUAGAUACAAAUAUUUGGAUGAUGAUGGAUCAAUUUCUCCUAUUGAAGAGUCUGUAGCAGAUGAGGAGACAGCACAUCUUGAACAUGAAUGUGAUAUCAAGUUGGUAGAGGAUAGUUGUUUUAUAGUAAGUUCUGACUUCCCAAAGAAGACGAACAUAUAUCUAGAGCAUGAGAAUAAUAAUAAAGAAACUGCUUUUUCUAAAAAGCGAGCUUCUAAUGCCAAAAAUAUUGGACAGAAUACAGAGUGCCCUUAAAGGAGAUGAAGUCAAAGCAGGCUGUCUUCAGAAAAUGAUGCAUUGGUUUGAAGAUAUUUUAACUGGUAUAUUGGCAUAUUCCACAUCUGCAGUACUGAGUGUGAUAAUAGGAGUGAAUAUGAUUUGAACUUGGUGAUUUUUAUGUUAGAGAAGUGUCAACACUUGAGAACCAAGCAGAUCCAUCUAUAUCCCAAAGUAUAAGGCUUUGUUGAUAUUGCUUCUGGCUGUUUGUUUUCUCCUAUUUGGUAAGCAGAAAAGAAAUUUCAUACAGAUAUAGAAGCCCUUUUGCAUAGUGUUUGGGUAAGCUUGAGAGGAAUAUUUAUAAAGCCUCAUUCUAGAUGAAAAUGGGCACUGUUAAUCAGUGUUCAGAAUUGGUCAAUGUGGCUAAAUUGACACAGGUUAUGCUUCCAUCACAGUAUCUAUCUUGCAGUGGUGACAAUGAGACCUGUAACAUUUUGCUUAAGUUCAUAAGUGAAAAUAUUGAGAAAAAUGUUAAAAAA
Marmota flaviventris (yellow-bellied marmot) is the source of this 1412-nucleotide messenger RNA. Lineage: Eukaryota; Metazoa; Chordata; Mammalia; Rodentia; Sciuridae. The record is from RefSeq and is a predicted model, not a curated record.